Molecule: messenger RNA, 1548 nt
Organism: Linum trigynum
Lineage: Eukaryota; Viridiplantae; Streptophyta; Magnoliopsida; Malpighiales; Linaceae
Source: the annotation of a GenBank genome assembly
AACCAACCUCAUAUCCAUAAACCCUAAUUUAAUAACGACCCCAUCCAUUUAACUCCUCAACCACAAAUCUCACCUAUACUUCCAACUACCUCACUCUUGUUUUUUCACUUGCCUUUAUUACGAUCUCCACUUCCAUCCUUAUCGUCAUAACUUCUGUUCCACUGAUCGUUUUCACCAUGGAAACAAUGAACAUGGUCUCAAUAGUUGUUUAAUUGGCAAUGGGGGGAACAUGGCUCUUGAGUAUGAUCCACAUAAAAGCACGAGGAAACAAUUUCAUUUCGAUGGAUCAUCCAUCCGCAAGAAAAAGAGGAAUACAAGAUGGGGACGUUAAUGCUAAAUCAAAAACUUGUCAUGGAAGAAGAAUAUGUAUCUCCAACUUAUUCAUUAGUUGAUCAUUUGACUAGUUGAAGUUUAACGAUUUAUAUAUGUUCACAUUUCGUUAUCAAAACGAUAUAGACACUUAUUAUUGAAUUUUGUCUAACACAUAAAACUAAGAUAAAAACGUUGGUCGAAAAGUAUACUUUUUUUUUGCUUAACUGGAGGCCAAAGGCCAAGAAGAGAGAGAUACAAGCAGACUGGGAGGGGGGGGAAAUAGAGGAGACUACAAUGUUGCGCUCAAAACUGACACCCAUCACGUCGUCUCUGAUAAUCGAGGUUAGCCCAGAAGGCGGGUCCGCCAAUUCAUACAUACCGUAGGGAUAGACGAGACUGUGCUUCGAGAGCCAGUCCGCGGCUCUAUUCCCUUCUCGAUAUGUAUGAACUAUGCGUACCAACCAAUCUUGGCAAAGUUUCAUGCGAAUUGCUGCCAAAAGAGUAGAGUGCGGAUGGAGAGGAUCAUGUCUAUGCUUAAGGAGCUGGAUAGCAAGCUCCGAAUCCGACUGGACCAUGAUGGAUCGAUACCCUGUAUUCCAUGCCAGCUCUAUCCCAUGAAGAAAAGCCCAGAGUUCGGCCAAAAUAGCUGUAGCGUGGCCAAUGUUCGCAACAAACCCACCCAACCAUCUACCAUUAUCAUCCCGCAGGAGACCCCCUGCACCUGAAGCCCCAGGAUUACCAUUGGACGCACCAUCGAUGUUAAGUGCCACCCAUCCAUGGCGAGGAGGAAGCCACCUCACAUCGGUAAGUGUCCGUUGUGGACCAAUUCUUCUGCCUCCUGGGAUCGGUGUGUCGGGAGCAAGAGAGAAGGAGCAGUAAGGGCAUCGCUCAUACCCUUGUGCGUCGCCGUCGACCUGUUCUUCCAAAGAAGCCACACUGCCAUGCUAAAGAAAGAGUGCCACGGGAUGCCCAUCGUGUCAUCAUCGGUCUCCGCCAGGUUCCUUCGUAACCAAAGGGAGACAUCGCUGCUGAAGAAAGCUUCUUGUUUCUGCACAGGGACUGUCCGUGACCAAAAGAAGGCUGCCGGGGCACAAUCUCUAAGGACGUGCAGGAUGGUCUCUUGUUGGCCCUAGCACUGACAACAAUCGGGAUUUGGAGCAAUUUUCCUAUAGCACAGAAUCGAGUUGGUGGCGAUCUUCCCCGAUAAAACCAACCACAUAAAGGUGCUAAUCCUCU